Messenger RNA from Cooperia oncophora, 384 nucleotides. NCBI's taxonomy places the organism in Eukaryota, Metazoa, Nematoda, Chromadorea, Rhabditida, Trichostrongylidae. The record is from the annotation of a GenBank genome assembly.
AUGGAUGUUCUUGUUUUGCUUUCAAAAGAGCACUCUUUACAGGUUGUUGAAGAGCCUCCUGCUCCGGCCGUUCAAGAUCCGUCGACUAGUGAAGUCGCUGAGGAGGAGGACGAUUGUGCAGAUGAUGGUGAAAUCGAUAUCCAGAUUCGCAAUGUUGUUUGCAAUUACACUUUGCCACUGCACAUAGAUCUGCGAAAAUUGGCUUUAAACAGCAAUAAUGUUACGUUCGACCGAGGUCGUGGUGUUUUGCUGAAACAGAAGCGUAAGCCUAACUGUUAUGUCAAAAUCUACAGCUCCGGAAAGGUUUACAUAGUUGGUUGUAAGAGUGAGGCAGACUGCAUGAUGAUCCGUGCUAGAACAUUGCACGACGGUUCAAGAACAUGA